Messenger RNA from Phytophthora nicotianae INRA-310, 1029 nucleotides. RefSeq lists its product as hypothetical. The coding region runs from base 58 to 987 and encodes 309 amino acids. The transcript has a single exon. The record is from RefSeq and is a predicted model, not a curated record. Lineage: Eukaryota; Oomycota; Peronosporomycetes; Peronosporales; Peronosporaceae.
AUUGUCUGAGUGAGUGCUGAGUUGUCAUUUCGGAAUUCUCCGGCUCAGAGCGACACCAUGGCCAGCAGCUUUCUCCUUCCGCCCAACAGAUUUCCGCUCAGCGACACUGUCAUCGGAGGCGCCGUACAGCGUGUCGCCCCACUCCAUAACAAUAACUUCGUCGGUUAUAAACGUCAAGCCACCAAUGACAUCGUGGAGGAAGAAUUCUCUUUGGAACCGAAGAGAGAACGGAAGAUGAAGGUCUCCGCUAGUCGACGCGAACGGUGCAGAAUCAACCAGGCCAGAUACAGACAGAGACAACGCGAGCAUGCAAACAAACUGAACGCAAGUAUUCAACAGUUGCAAGGCGAGAUUGCAGACCUGGAAGCUCAGCGACAACUAAUCAUUCGUCGCACACCAACGGAUGAGAGUGCCUGGAUCGUAGCUACCGAGUACUUCCGACUCUUCCGUCACGGAUACAUGACGCCGAAGUUCGCACCGGAGUCAACGUCGUCGUCUACACCACCACAGAAAAUCCGUCAACACGUACAGCUCGACUUUCUCAAGGCGAGUAUGGCGUCGGAUGUGACGGACGGGGUCAUUGGUGGAGCGGAGGGGAUCCUCGAGAACUGGAGACUCUUUUCCAUUUUCCAUGGCGACGUUAACGUUCAGCUCAAGCGACUUCAACAGGUCACAACAGAUUCACUACUUGCCACUAUGACCAUCAGUCUGACAAUCACCGGGAACACACUGCAUCAGUUGUAUCCGCAUUUGGUCAGCGAAGACGAAGUAUCACCGCUUGGUACGAGAUUAUUAAACCAGCGUCUUGUAAUGCGUGGUUCCGUACGCUUUGAUUGGGAUGAGGCUAGUAAUCGCGUGGUGCGACUCGACUCUAAAUUCGACAUGCUGACGCCGAUGCUGCAGCUUGUGGGUACCUUAGAGAACGUAGCGAGUGUAUUUGGUCAAGCACUGAUCACCCCAGAGGGUAAAUUCCAUAGCAGCCUUUAGUUAUUAGCAUAUUCAAUUCAGUACAUGUAGUAUUAUCAUGCU